UCUCAAAUUCAUGAAACUUUGAUCGGAUAAUUAGGCUUUUAAUAAUCUUAAAAGCCCAUAUAAUUGCAAAAUAGAAAAGGGUAGUGAGUGGAAUCACGAUGAACGAACGAAUCAACUGCCUUCGCUGCUUCUCCAAGUUAGAAAAAAGAAAAACAAAACAUAAAACCCUCUUUAAAUCCCAAGCGUCCCAACCCAAUCUUCGAAUCGGAUCCUUAAAUCGAAAGAAUGGGUUUAACGAAUUUCAUACUGACGGUGGCUGGAGUAGGCGCCGUGGUGAUGCUAUUGAAGAGCGACGUCAAGCAAUCUGUCACCGUCUUGAGGCGCAACGUCAAACACAUUCGCCACUGGCUCGAAGAAGAAACCUCCGCCGCCUCCAAGGCAGCACAGUCGAUAAAACCAAAGGUAAUUGAAACCAAGGUUCCGGACAUCCCCAAAGAGAAGAAUUAGUUUAACAGUUUUUAUUUAUGACUUUUGUAUCAACACCAUUGUCUGCCUAGACUAAUUUUAGUCUGUGGAUUUUAGUUUUCUGUCUCAAUCUCACCUCUUAUCGUUUGAUCACUCUUGGAAAUGAAACACAAUAAUAUAUUCAUGUAUUUUUUUAAUCUUGUUUUACAAUGACAUUGUUUUCCCAAGGGAUUGUUCUUUUA
Brassica oleracea var. oleracea is the source of this 647-nucleotide messenger RNA. RefSeq lists its product as uncharacterized. Lineage: Eukaryota; Viridiplantae; Streptophyta; Magnoliopsida; Brassicales; Brassicaceae. Bases 226 to 447 code for a protein of 73 amino acids. The transcript has 2 exons. The record is from RefSeq and is a predicted model, not a curated record.